Spea bombifrons (plains spadefoot toad) is the source of this 1949-nucleotide messenger RNA. It is a transcript of the gene EHD2, whose product is annotated as EH domain containing 2. Lineage: Eukaryota; Metazoa; Chordata; Amphibia; Anura; Pelobatidae. The record is from RefSeq and is a predicted model, not a curated record. Gene Ontology annotation, cellular component: plasma membrane; cytoplasm. Bases 114 to 1724 code for a protein of 536 amino acids. The transcript has 5 exons. Gene Ontology annotation, biological process: endocytosis; endosomal transport. Gene Ontology annotation, molecular function: GTP binding; protein binding; calcium ion binding.
GGAGAGACCUCACUUUGAGAUCGGCCCCCGACGGACGAGAAUCCCAAAUCCCCGCAGAGGGAAGAGCCGCCGCCCCGCAGAGAAGGUUCUGUCCGAGAGAGCGAAGCGCGAAGAUGUUCAGCUGGAUGGGAAAGAACCAGAAGGAGAAGCAGAGCCCAGAAGUGAUCCACACGGUGACCGAAGGACUCAAAGAUCUCUACAAGAAGAAGCUGAAGCCGGUGGAGGAUCUGUACCGGUUCCACGACUUCCACUCCCCGGCGCUGGAGGAUGCCGACUUCGACAAUAAGCCCAUGGUGCUGGUGGUGGGCCAGUACUCCACCGGCAAGACCACCUUCAUCAAGUACCUGCUGGAGCAGGACAUCCCCGGCAGCCGCAUCGGCCCGGAGCCCACCACCGACUCGUUCAUCGCCGUCAUGCACGGGGAGACGGAGGGGGUGAUCCCGGGGAACGCGCUCAUGGUGGAUCCCAACAAACCCUUCCGGAAGCUCUCGCCCUUCGGGAACACCUUUCUCAACAGGUUUAUGUGUGCCCAUCUGCCCAACAAAGUACUGGAAAGCAUCAGUCUGAUAGACACUCCGGGCAUCCUGUCCGGCACCAAGCAGCGCGUGUGCAGAGGGUACGAGUUCCCCGCGGUGCUCCAGUGGUUCGCGGAGCGCGUGGACCGGAUCAUCCUCCUGUUCGAUGCCCACAAGCUGGAGAUCUCCGACGAGUUCUCCGAGGCCAUCCGGGCCCUGAGCGGCAACGAGGACAAAAUCCGCGUGGUCCUCAACAAGGCGGACAUGGUGGAAACGCAGCAGCUGAUGAGGGUCUACGGGGCCCUCAUGUGGUCUUUGGGCAAAGUGUUUAACACCCCGGAGGUUCUGAGGGUCUACAUCGGCUCCUUCUGGGCGGAGCCUCUAAUGAUCUCCGACAACCGGCGGCUCUUUGAGUUGGAGGAGCAGGAUCUGUUCCAAGACAUCCAGAACCUGCCCAGAAACGCAGCCCUGCGCAAGCUCAACGACCUCGUCAAGCGGGCCCGCCUGGUCAGGGUCCACGCGCACAUCAUCAGCUACCUGAAGAAAGAGAUGCCGAUGUUUCGGAAAGACAACAAGAAGAAGCAGCUGAUUAACAUGCUGCCCGUGAUCUUCGCCAAGAUCCAGCUGGAGCACCACAUCUCCCCCGGAGACUUCCCCGACUGCGAGAAGAUGCAGAAGCACCUGAUGGUUCACGACUUCAAGAAGUUUCAUUCCCUCAAGCCGCAGAUGAUCGAAGCCUUGGAUGAGAUGUUGACCGUUGACAUCGCCAAGCUGAUGCCUCUCCUGCGGCAGGAAGACCUGGAUACUGUCGACAACUUGGUCCAAGGAGGAGCCUUCAACGGCACCCACAACGGUCCCUUCAUUGAGGGGAUUGACGGGGUCUACGAGGGUUUGGAUGAGGAUGAAUGGGUGGUUACCAAAGACAAACCCAAGUACGAUGAGAUAUUCUUCAACUUGGCCCCGGCUGACGGCAAACUGACCGGCACCAAAGCUAAAAACUGGAUGGUAACCACCAAGCUGCCCAACUCGGUGCUGGGCAAGAUCUGGAAGCUCUCUGACGUCGACCGCGACGGCAUGCUGGAUGAUGAAGAGUUUGCCUUGGCCAGCCAUUUGAUUGAGGUCAAACUGGAAGGUCAUGGGCUUCCCAGCGAGCUGCCGAGACAUCUGGUCCCACCUUCCAAGAGAAGACAGAAAGGGUCUGCAGAGUAAAGCCACCGGCGAGCGGACAACACGGCCGUCUUCCUGCGCCCUGGCAAGUUGGAUGUCGUUCCCACCGCCAGGUGAAGUUGUCAGGGACGUUCGAGACCAACCUUCCUGACGAAACCAAAUUGCUUCAGAUAUUAUAUAUAUAUAUAUGUGUGCGUGCGCGUGCGUUUGCCUGAAUAUGAAGACACAGCUGGGUGACGGAGAUCGCGUGGACCUCUGCCCUGAAUC